Molecule: messenger RNA, 2214 nt
Organism: Colletotrichum phormii
Lineage: Eukaryota; Fungi; Ascomycota; Sordariomycetes; Glomerellales; Glomerellaceae
Exons: 5
Coding region: 1-2214 (737 amino acids)
Source: RefSeq, a predicted model, not a curated record
AUGUUUGGUCAAAGAAACAGCCACUUCACAGAGAGUGGACUGCACUCCGACCUCGAAGAAGAACCUCGUGGGCGGCUUUCGAGACCAGUGUCCGCAGAAGCUUUCCCACAUUUCAUCUCGCGAGAGCGACAAGGGUCACCUGAGUUUGACCAAGCGCAUGGUAGGAGCUCAACGAAGAUUGAUCAAACUGAAUCACUGCUCACGAGAUACCAGAAACACCUGUCUCGUGCGAGAGCUUUGGCAGCGCUAAAGCCAGUAUCCACAUCCACGUUCGAUACCCUGGAUAGUCGGGGGUAUCAAAGUCUAAAACGAGGCUAUUCGAGCGACGAGAAUGUCAACAAGUUAGAAUGUGCACCUUUUGCGAUUAAGCCGCUAUGGCGUAUUUGGACCUGGGAGUUGUUCUAUAUCUUUCUCAGCGUAUCCUCAUUCUUUUUGAUCGUUGCGGUCCUCUGCAGCUAUGACCAACAACCUUUACCAGACUGGCCGCUGAAUAUCACUCUCAAUACCUUCCUGGCCUUUUUCACAACACUAGCAAAAGCGGCCUUCAUGUUCCCCGUAUCAGUCGCAAUAAGUCAGACGCAAUGGUCAUGGUUCCUUAAAGACAGACCUCUUCACGACCUGCAUCUGUUUGACCAAGCGAGUAGAGGGCCUUGGGGUCGCGCCCUCACUUCGCCUAUUACGCAACUUGCCAUCAAGUAUCCCGUCAAAGACUCUGUGGCCCCACGAGAGGAAGCCAAGGCCCCAGCCCUACGUAAUAUGACAUCCGAGGACGAUCGCAUGAACAUAGGGUCACGACAUGCUUUAAUAUUGGCCACUUUGUCAGACACCACCAAUUUCCGGGAGCCUAUUGCACCCACAGGAGCGUUCUGCUCCACGGGCAACUGCACCUUCGAACGGUACCAAUCUCUGGGUGUUUGCGUGAAGACGGCAAACAUCACCGAACACUUGCGGGUCGAGGAAUUUGAUUCUCCUGACAUGAUCGACACUCUUGUACUUGGUUAUCCGAACCCUAAUGUAAAGGUAUGGCGAGCGUCUCUCCCUAGCGGCUUGGAAAUGGCUCAUCAGACACCAAUGUCGGCCAUGGUCGAUAUGCUCAACGGGAGCGAGACCUUUGCUUUUCAAGACGACGAAGAUCUUCAGAAAACUAGGAUAUCGUCUUUUACCGUCAUCUACACCAACCCGACUGAGCUCAACGAUACGUGGUGGAAAGAGAUCUCUGAAGCCAUAGGAAUGCCAUUUGCGUCGGACGCCAUCGGCGCAAUCUACGAUUUUCGUCACGAGGCAAUGGAGGUCAUGUAUCAUCUAUGCGUCCAGACGUACGAGACAAACAUUUCCAUGGGCAUUGAAACAACCACUCUCGUCGAGACAUCUGCUGUACCCGUUGAACAAGAAGAUCCCUUCUUUCUUGACAUGCGGUGCAAGGCACUUCUUGCGCAAGCUUCGCAUACGUGUAACCAAAGCGUCGACCGUUGGCACGAAACACUACAACUCAAAGAUCCGAGAUUUUUGACAAGGCUGAACGUCAACUCGACACUUGAGGAAGAACAGUUCAGCGCAAGCUACUAUUCACUAGAAAUGAUAUCCUCCAUGUUAAAGACCGAUGCCGUGGGCUAUGCUAGUGCUAGCUACGUCACCAAAGAGUAUCGGGAUACAGCUGUUUUCUUCCGUGGACAAGAGUUCAUCAAGACUCUCUUCGAAACUGUCAUAUUUGGGAUCAACAACAUCAUCAACUCCACUCUGCGCCAAACUUGCCUGGAGAAUAUUCACACCAACAUUGCAACCAGCUUGUCAUCACGUAUGCGAGUCAAUCGGCCACUGAGGUACACCGCGAACUCUUUCAACAUCUCUGGCGAAGCAUUGACGCAGGUCUCAUACGUUCACAUCACCUGGGGAUGGAUAACCGUGCUUGCCGUUGAAAUCGGAGUUGCUUUACUCUUCUUGGCACUCACAAUCAUCAGCCAAAGCAACUUGAACAGCGGCCAAGCAUCAAGCAGGGAGGAGCGUUACGCGUUCCGGGAAGCCAAAAAUUCGUCUUUGGUAACGCUUGUCGCCCUUGACGAAGUUUCUCGUGCCAGAGCAGGCGGUGGGCUUCGGCCAUUGGAUGAACUCAAAGGUGCUUCCAAGUCUCUGAGGGUUCGUUUUGAGGGUCGCCAGAUGGUCACGUCUGAUGAGACCGUUGUCGAAACCUCACAAGUGGGCGGUCGUAGCAUCUAA